Hibiscus syriacus is the source of this 688-nucleotide messenger RNA. Its product is annotated as photosystem I reaction center subunit N, chloroplastic-like. Gene Ontology annotation, biological process: photosynthesis. The record is from RefSeq and is a predicted model, not a curated record. Gene Ontology annotation, cellular component: chloroplast photosystem I. NCBI's taxonomy places the organism in Eukaryota, Viridiplantae, Streptophyta, Magnoliopsida, Malvales, Malvaceae. The transcript has 3 exons. Bases 88 to 600 code for a protein of 170 amino acids.
CCUUAUCAGAUCUCCUCCCUCACAGUUCUAUUAUACUACAACAACAAACCCAAUUCAGCUCCAAACUUGAUCUAUUUUCCAACACAAAUGGCAGCCAUGAACUCCAGUGUUUUGGCAAGCAACUACGCUCUCUCUGCCACUGGAUCAUCUGAGCUUAACACCAAGCUCCCUUCAGUUGCUUCCCCAGUUGUGUCUGGUGGUCACAGGUUGCCUGUGAUCAGAGCACAGCAAGCUAAAGUUUCUUGUUCGGACGAAUCAAGAGCCAGUGAAGGAAGGAGAACAGCUAUGCUCUGUUUGGCCGCUACCCUUCUCACCACAGCUGUUGCUUCUUCUGCAAAUGCUGGAGUCAUUGAUGAUUACCUUGAAAAGAGCAAAGCUAACAAGGAAUUGAACGACAAGAAGAGGUUGGCCACUAGUGGAGCAAACUUUGCCAGAGCAUUCACUGUUCAAUUUGGCUCUUGCAAGUUCCCUGAGAACUUCACUGGCUGCCAGGAUCUUGCAAAGCAAAAAAAAGUACCAUUCAUCUCUGAUGAUUUGGCCUUGGAGUGUGAAGGAAAGGACAAAUACAAGUGUGGUUCCAAUGUUUUCUGGAAAUGGUGAUUAGAUCCAAAUGUACUUUUCACUUUCUACCUCUCAACAUAUGUAUCUAAUUUUCCCAUUUUAGCAGCCUUCCCUAUCCAUCUGUUUU